AUGUUAUACCUGUGGAAUUUUCGAUGUUUUUUCUUCACUCUACUAUUUGAGUUAUUAAGUUCACAAUAUACGACAAAAACUUGGUUAUCAUCGAAUUUUUCAAGCUUACAAUUAUUAGGCCUCUUUGAAGACGUAUCAAACUCAUCGAAUUCAACCGAUUUUGCUGUUCAUUCACUUGCAAUGUUUAAAGCUGCAAUACUUCUUUCUCACCAAUACAACAUAACAGUUAACGGAGAAUACAUCGGAUGGCAAACUGUACAGACCAGAGGCGAUGUGAUCGAUUCCCUUAGUAGUUCAUGUCUUGCAGUCUCAACCGAAACGAUUAUUGGUAUUGUUGGUCCAAUAUACUCGAGAGAAGCUCACAUUAUCGCUGCAUUCGCCAAUAGAAUCGGUAUUCCAGUGAUAUCUUUCUCUGCGACUGACCCGGAUUUAACUGAUCGGAAUACUUAUCCAGCUUUUUUUCGUACAGUUCCUCCAGAUAACAUAGCUGCAUUAUCAAUUGCACAACUAUUCAUUAAGUUUAAUUGGACUUCAUGCAUAAUAAUUUAUCAAAAUGAUAAUUUUGGAACAGGUGGCGCCAACGCACUUGCACAGGUAUUUAAUGAUUAUGGUUUUCAGGUGUGCCAGACACUUGUUUUCGAUAUUGCCAAACUGUGCAUUCAAGGUGACUUGCAAGCGUCUUUAACUGGAAGCACUACACGCAUUGUGAUAUUGUGGGCUCAACCAACUUAUGCAUCUUUGAUUUUAAAGUUUGCGCUUAACCUUGAUCUACUCGGUCCGCAAUUCACAUGGAUAUUGAGUUCAGAAGUUCCAUUGAAUUCUUUUAAUCAAACAUUCUUACAAAAUUUAAUUGGAAUGUUAACGAUCGAACCCACAGUAGGAGAUGUUUUGGGUAAACUAAUCAAUACAACAUUGUUAGAUGCUGCAUAUCGUAUAUGGGCACAGUAUGAACCUGCAUCGUUUCCUGGGGCAGCAAAAGUUAAUAAUUACGCACUAUUUGCAUUUGACGCAACUUGGUCAUUGAUUCAGUCAUUGCAAAAUCUUUGUCCAACAAAUAUCAAAAAUGCUUCUUCAUGCAUGUCAUUUAUCGCUUCUUCAUUCUGUUACGAUAACCGUUUUCUAAAUGCCAACUCCUUUUUCAAUCAAAUUAUCGGUAAUCGAUUUCUUGGUGUAUCAGGUCCUAUACAAUUCAGUGCGAAUGUAACAAAUCGCGUAGCUGGUGAAUAUUAUUUGGCACGAAAUAUUCAAGCGUCUUUCAACACUUUCAAUUACAUACCAAUAUUAGAAUGGUCUGAUGACGAAACUUGGAAGACACUUAAAGAACUAAAUGCGAUUGUGUGGCCUGGUAACGUCUUAACACCUCCUAGCGGCCAUCCAAUACUUACAAAUGUUACUUUACGUAUUGGCGUUAUUGUGUCUCCUCCGUUUACAAUGAUUUCAAGCAAUACAGAUAAAAAUGGGCAAAUUGACGUUAAACUAGUCGGUUACGUACCUGACCUUAUUAAUCGUUUACAGAACGAUAUGGGAUUCAUUCCUAAUGUCAUAUUAGCACCACCGAAUCAGACCUACGAUGGAUUAGUCAAUGCAGUCGCAAACGGCGUGUAUGAUAUAGUCGUAGCUGAUGUCACAAUUACUUCUGCACGAAGAGGAAUAGCAGAAUUUUCCACUUCGAUUUUUGGCAAUGCCUUAAGUAUUAUUAUGCGUUCAAAAACAGUCACUCAGAAAGAUCUACUUUCAUUUUUAAAACCUUUCUCGUUUAAUCUGUGGAUGACGCUCUUAGCUGCUAUCACCUUUGCUGCUUUCUUAGUCUCUCUGAUAGAACGAUUUGAUAAUCAAAUAUUACACAAUAGAUCGUUUGUUUCGUCUGUGACUAUGAGUUGGUGGUACUCUAUAGGCACAAUCAUGGGAUAUGGUGCAGAUUUUCAGGUUGUAACAGCUGCAGGACGCCUAUUAACUGUCGGAUUAUAUAUCAUGAGUUUAGUGUUGGUAGCAACCUAUACUGCCAAUUUAACAUCUGAUUUGACAAUCACAAAGUCACAAUUUGUCAUAUCUGGGGUCGGCGAUAUAAAAAAUGGAAAAAUUCCGUUUAACCGUAUCGGCAUCUGUAUUGGUACAGCCGCUGAAGCUUAUUUUUUGCACGAAAUUUCUGCAGGCAUUAGAAGCUAUUAUCCAUUAAGUUCUGGACCGGAUAUGUACGAUGCUUUACUGAAUAAUUUAAUUGAUGCAUCGCUCACGGAUAGUGGAAUUGCAGAAUAUAUGACAAAUAAUGUAUAUUGUAAUUUAUCUUUGGUCGGUCCAGCUUUCGAUCAGAGUUCAUUGGCGAUUGUCAUCCCUAAAGGCUGGCUUUAUGAGCAAGAUUUAGAUGUUAACUUAUUGGCGCUACGAGAGGCAGGUGCUCUUGAUGAAUUGAAAAAAAAAUGGUUUGAGACUAAUAUUUGUACUGCUAAUCCCAGUAACCCAACUGGGAUAACGUUGGAAGCAAUGAGUGGAUUAUUUCUUACUUUUGCAGUCAUUUGCGCUUUAUCCAUUAUAUUAUUCAUAUGGACAAAACGUUGGAAUAUGAUAAAUUACUUGUUUAAAUUAGCUGGCCGUAGCAGUCCAUUGUCUAAAAAGGGUACUACUGUGACAAGAUGUACGCCAGAACCUCCGAAACACUCAGAAAGCUUUCAUCAAAGUUCAAACGGAAGGAUGUGUUUUUAA
Messenger RNA from Rotaria socialis, 2700 nucleotides. The record is from the annotation of a GenBank genome assembly. NCBI's taxonomy places the organism in Eukaryota, Metazoa, Rotifera, Eurotatoria, Philodinida, Philodinidae.